AUGUACAGUAUGGAUUUCAGGAGGACAAAGCUGGGCAGGUUUAUGAACAACCGAGUUCCAUCUAGCAAGAGAUACCAGCCUACUGAGUAUGAGCAUGCUGCCAAUUGUGCCACACAUGGAUUCUGGAUCAUUCCCAGUAUCUUGGGCGGCUCAAUGUUGCACUUCCUCUCUGAUGACCAAUGGGAGACCAUCUCUGCAUGGAUGUACGGCAUAGGUCUGUCUGGCCUGUUCAUUAUGUCCACCAUGUUUCAUACGGUGUCCUGGAAGAAAAGUCAUCUUAGAAAGGUGGAGCAGCGAUUCCACAUGUGUGACAGGAUGGUGAUUUAUUUCUUUAUAGCUGCAUCAUACGCACCCUGGCUGAAUCUGAGGGAGCUGGGCCCCUGGGCUGUUCACAUGCGCUGGCUGGUGUGGAUCAUGGCCUGCGCCGGCUCUGCAUAUGUCUUCUUCUUUCAUGAAAAGAAUAAGAUCCUGGAUCUGCUGUGCUACACUGCUAUGGGUUCUGUUCCUGCGGUGGUGCUUCUGUCAAUGCCGAAUCGAGAGGGUGUCCUGGAGCUGUCAGUGGGUGGACUCUUCUACUGCCUGGGCGUUGUGUUCUUUAAGAGCGAUGGCCUCAUCCCAUUCGCUCACGCCAUCUGGCACGUCUUUGUGGCAGUCGGGGCAGCCAUUCACUAUUAUGCCAUUUGGAAGUACCUGUACGCAACUGGGACCUGCCAAAUCAAAAUAUCCAGGUGA
Molecule: messenger RNA, 732 nt
Organism: Danio rerio (zebrafish)
Lineage: Eukaryota; Metazoa; Chordata; Actinopteri; Cypriniformes; Danionidae
Gene: mmd2a
Product: monocyte to macrophage differentiation-associated 2a
Cellular component (GO): endomembrane system; membrane
Molecular function (GO): pore-forming activity
Source: RefSeq, marked validated